UGAGCGAAUCAGUGGAGUUGCAGAGUUCGCGAAGUACGCAUAUCGCCUUUUUGUUGUGUAAAAGUGAUUUUGCUUUGAAAGUUCGACUUGUUCCAAAGUCCAUCGUCGUCUGCAUUGUUUUUUGUUUUGCAGUUUAGUUCUUUGGGUUUGCUCAAUUUACGGUGAAGAAUUUUGUUGAAAUUUCGAUAGUUCAAGCGUCCAAAAGGUCAAGUGGGAUUAGAAUCUGCAGCAGAAGAGAAAGAUGGUUUCUGCCGACGGAAAUCAACUGCGUUACGAUGGCCGCGUUGUGGUUGUCACCGGUGCCGGAGCCGGGUUGGGCCGGGAGUACGCCCUGCUGUUUGCAUCCCGCGGGGCCAAAGUGGUGGUGAAUGACUUGGGCGGAAACUUCCACGGCCAGGGAAAAUCCAAUGCGGCCGACAAGGUGGUGGAGGAAAUCCGGGCGGCCGGUGGAACCGCCUUGGCCGAUUAUAAUUCCGUAGUCGAUGGCGAAAAGAUCGUCCAAACGGCGAUGGAAGCUUUCGGCCGGAUCGACGUUCUGAUCAACAAUGCGGGCAUUCUGCGGGACCGGAGCCUGGCUCGGAUUUCCGACGAAGAUUGGAACCUGAUUCACGAUGUGCACAUGAAGGGUAGUUUUAUGACCACCCGGGCAGCUUGGCCCAUUAUGAAGAAGCAGAACUAUGGACGCAUCAUUAUGACUUCGAGCAAUUCCGGUGUGUAUGGAAAUUUUGGCCAGGCCAACUACAGCGCGGCCAAGCUGGGCCUGGUGGGGCUGGCCAAUACGGUAGCUAUCGAAGGACAGAAGAACAACAUCCACUGUAACGUUAUUGUGCCGACGGCGGCCUCCCGGAUGACGGAAGGAAUUUUGCCGGACAUUCUGUUCAACGAAUUGAAACCGAAAUUGAUUGCUCCGGUUGUUGCAUACCUGUGCCAUGAGUCCAACGAAGACAACGGUGCCAUCAUCGAAAGCGCAGCCGGUUGGGCAACGAAAGUCCACUUCGUGCGCGGAAAGGGUAGCGUGUUGCGCACUUCAAUUGAUGAGGACGUAACACCGGAAUACGUUCGUAACGUUUGGGACAAAGUAACCGACAUGUCCGAAGCGAAGCACCUGAAUGCCAUCGGUGAGGCUAGCCUAUCUUUGGUGGGCGUGUUGGAGAAGCUGCGCGAGGGAAAGUCGGCGGAAAAUUCCAUCAGUGAUACCUUCAAGUUCAACUAUAAGGACGUCAUUCUGUACGCUUUGGGAGUCGGGGCGACCGUCACCGAUGAGAGCGAUCUACGAUUCUUGUAUGAGAAUCAUCCCGAUUUUUCAGUACUGCCGACGUUCUUCAUUCUCCCUGGCUUGUUGUCGGUGAUGGGUUCCGAUCUUACCGCCAAGGCCAUUCCACAUGCCAAGUUUGAUUUGACAAAUAUUCUUCACGGUGAACAGUACAUCGAGCUGUUUGAUUCGGUUCCGACGGACGGUGUGCUAACAACCACGACCACCGUGAUCGACGUGCUGGAUAAGAAAUCCGGUGCCCUAGUCGUGACACAAUCCGAAUCGUUCGACGAAAACGGUGCGCUGGUAGCACGAGGCCAGAGCAGCACCUUCGUCGUUGGCGUCGGUAAUUUUGGCGGUAAAGCUAAGGCAAGCCCCGAGGUCAAGACCUUGGUUCCCAACCCGAAACGAUCUCCGGAUGCGUCGGUUCAAAUUAAAACCACUCGCGAUCAGGCCGCUCUGUACCGGCUGUCCGGUGAUCUGAACCCGAUGCACAUCGAUCCGAGCUUCUCCGCCAUUGCCGGGUACAAAGUUCCAAUCCUGCAUGGUCUGUGCACUAUGGGCAUUUCCGUGAAAGCUGUUCUUAAACAGUAUGGCAACGAUGACGCAAGCUUGUUCAAAGCUGCAAAGGUCCGCUUCUCAAAGCCAGUGUUGCCAGGGCAGACACUGCGGGUCGACAUGUGGAAGGAGGCGAACAAUCGCGUCUGUUUCCGAACGGUUGUCGUCGAAACCAACACAGAGGUGCUUUCCGGUGCCUACGUUGAUUUUAGGAAGAUCGUCUUGAAGCCCAACAUGACCGCUGGAAAGAGCCUGCAGAGCGAUGCCGUGUUCGCCGGUAUCAAGGACCGCGUGUCGGAGAACGAGGCAAAGGCUAAGGCCAUCAAUGCAGUGUUCCUGUACAAAAUCACCGACGGCGGCAAGGUAUCCAAAGAGUGGGUGUUGGACUUGAAGAACGCCAAGGUGUACGAGGGUCCGGUGCAGGGCAAGGCCGACACCACGAUGACCAUCUCCGACAGCGAUAUGGUGGAUCUGGCGCUGGGCAAACUGCAACCACAGGCAGCCUUCAUGAAGGGUAAACUGAAGAUCACCGGAAACAUCAUGCUGGCUCAGAAGUUGGCUCCGCUGCUCAAGACGGAAGCCAAGCUGUAACGGGUGUCCGCCGGGCCGUACUACAGCAUAAGUAUGUAACUAACAACAUUCUUUCUGUUAUCUAAUGGUGAUAUGACUGGUUUACUUCACAUUUUCACAAAGUCUAGCAUUUAAGCUAUAAAAUAGUAUUUUAGACAUCAACAAAAGAACAUUGUGGUUGAGAAUUAUUUUUUUCUGUAAAAUUGAGUGGAAAAGGGGCAAUAGUAAAACAAAUAUGAAAAGUAUGGAAAAUA
Molecule: messenger RNA, 2634 nt
Organism: Aedes albopictus (Asian tiger mosquito)
Lineage: Eukaryota; Metazoa; Arthropoda; Insecta; Diptera; Culicidae
Product: peroxisomal multifunctional enzyme type 2
Exons: 6
Coding region: 242-2401 (719 amino acids)
Cellular component (GO): cytosol
Molecular function (GO): oxidoreductase activity
Source: RefSeq, a predicted model, not a curated record